Messenger RNA from Amphibalanus amphitrite, 11464 nucleotides. RefSeq lists its product as uncharacterized. The record is from RefSeq and is a predicted model, not a curated record. Gene Ontology annotation, biological process: detection of mechanical stimulus. Lineage: Eukaryota; Metazoa; Arthropoda; Thecostraca; Balanomorpha; Balanidae. Gene Ontology annotation, molecular function: protein binding; calcium ion binding; calcium channel activity. The transcript has 72 exons. Gene Ontology annotation, cellular component: membrane. The coding region runs from base 1 to 11202 and encodes 3733 amino acids.
AUGUACUCCGGCUGUCCGGCCGGUUUCCUUCGCACCGGCUCCGCCUGCGUGUACGGCUCCCAGAGACCGUCCACCUUCACCGAGGCGCAGGCGUCCUGUCGCAGUCUGAACUCUGAGCUGUACGAGCCGAGGGAGCCGGGCCUGCUGGCCGACGUCCGGGAACUGGUGGCUAAGGUGCACCCCACCGACCACUGGAUCGGCGUGCAGGAGAAGUACCCGGGAGACUACCGAUUCACGUCCGACAACGGGUCGCCUUUCUUCCUGCUCUUCUCUGAGACAGACGGCAGAGGUCCCCUCUCAGACAGUGACAGCCCCGGCACCUGUCUCAAGAUGGCGGCCGACGGCCAGCUAGUGCUGGCAGACUGCGACCAAGAGAACCACUUCAUCUGCUUACACAAACCCAGAGCGUUGUGCCCGCCCGGGUACAUCUCUUUCGGCCAGACGUCGGAGUGUCUCUACUUCAUGGAUCGACACAGCACGUCCCAGAGGGACGCGCAGAAGCGGUGCGCAGCCGUCGGAGGAGCGCUGGCAGAGUUCAGGGAGGAGAGUUUUCUCACCAACCUUCUGCAGUGGCGCGGAGACGACAACAAGAGGCUCUGGACGGGCAUCAGCGACCUCUCCGAGAACAACAUGUUCACCUCCCCGGACGGACUGGCACCAACACUGCUGCCCUGGGACACUGGAAUGGGCGCGUCAGCGACCCUCGGCUGCACCACCCUGCACACGGAAACUAACGAGAUGGCGGACGGGUCGUGCACCGCGGACCAGGCGGAUGGCUACAUGUGUCUCCACUCGUCAGAUCCAGCCAACUGUCCUGCCGGGUUUCUGCGUCUGCGAGGUCGCUGCUACUACUUCUCACCAACGACUGCCACCCAUGCCGGUGCCAGCGCGGCCUGCUCGAAGCUGGCCUCCUCUCUGGCACAGAUUGACUCGCGAGAUACAGCGAUCGCACUGGCUUCCACUGAUCUGUGGAAUCGACGCUCAUACAAAUGGCUGGUCAGCCCAGCUCUCAACAGCGAAACAGGCCUGUGGCAAAACUACGACGGAACAAUCGUGGGAGAGGAUCUGUGGGACACGCCACCCAGCGGCCAGGACUGCGCUAUCCUGGGGAGCUCAUCGGAUCAUCAACUUCUCUCGCCUGUGGCCUGCACGGCUACCUACAAAUACAUCUGCGAGUGGCAGCCCGAGCUGGUUGGCGACGCGGUACCAACAAUCGAUCCCGAGGGCGCCUGUUUUCUAGACGACCCUUACCCAAACGACCCAGACUUCAGAGUGUCUCCCGGAGACUACGAACCUACCCAGCUAAGCCCCGACAUCUGCAAGAUCCGCUGCCAGGCUCUCAAGUUCAUGUACGCAGGGGUGAAGAACGGAAUGUUCUGCCUCUGUAGCAGUGUUUUGCGCAUUGAGCGGGUAUCCGCCAGUCUGUGCUCUGUGCCCUGUACGGACGGCUCCGGUGAGACGUGUGGCGGAGAAGGAGAGUACGUGCAAGUGUAUCGCACAGGAGGCAAGGCUGACAUUGAAGGCGUCACUUUGGACGUGGUCGAGAAGUACGUCCAGCCGGUCGGCACACCGUUCACAUUCCAGGCGGCCUUCGAAUCCGGUGAACAGGUUCUCAUCUCAUACGACUUCGGUGACGGUUCUGACGCCACGAAGCCAAAGCCCGCCGAUGAGGCUACGACAGUCACCUACCAGUACCGAUUGCCCGGCACCUAUACGGUCACCGCCAUCUUCACCGAUGUACCGGGAGUGGCUAAGCCGCGAUACCAUCAGACCACCGUGACGGUGAGUGAAGAGGUCGGCCAGCUGGAGCUCGACUGUCCGGACCUGACUGAGCCGGGGGACGAGAUCAGCUGCCAGCUCUGGCUCACCACUGGCUCUCAGCUCAGCCUCACAGUCGAAAUGGACCAGGGUUUCACCGACGGCGAGACCUACGCACUAGCCGAGCCGUACGUUCGCGGCCUGGGCCAGACGCCGCCUCAGCAUCCCACCACGCUCCUAAAGACCGGCGCGCCCAGUUUCCACCUGGGCGACCAUUCAGCACCGCUGCUCUCCGGACACAGGAGCAAACGGAGCCUCGACCGAACCGGCUUUGUUCCAAAGGACAGCAGUUUCCACAGCAACCCAGCUGGCGAUGGAGCCAGUGUAGACACCGCAGCUGAACAGGCGGCCCCGGCUGGACAGACAGGCGAGUCAUACGCUGCGACGACCAUCAUCAUGCCGUGGGCCCGGGUUACUAGCCCGUCGGUAUUGGUAGGCUUCGAGUAUUAUGCAGUCAAGGAGGGGACGCUAAAACUUGUGGUGUUCCGACCGACGUGCGGCGGCGGCACCUUCUGCCAUUCGUCCGGCACCUGUGACAGCGAGCUCUGCUCGGAUCUCGACCCGGAGACAGUGGCCUGCGAGGCCGGCGAGCCUACACGCCACUGCGACAGUACCGUAUGCCGGUCGCCAUCCGUCUCGCCCCAGCCGACCACCGCGCCUCUGGUGGCGGCUUACGGAAACAGCAGCUCGCCGCUUACCGAGGGGCCCGGCUACACGGCCGUCUACUCGGUAAUCGAGGAGGUAGCUGCCGUGGGCUACGGUAACCUGCUGGUGGAGUCGGGGCUGCAGACGGCUACCUGGCUACAGCCCGGGGAUGUGAUCGGCUACAUCAGCCAGGGAGCCGUCAUCGGAUGGCGACCCACCGGCGAAGGCGAAGAUCCGGAGAUAGGAAUCCAGGGCGGCUCGCUGGCCGACGCGGGCUCAUCCGGCGAGAUGAGGUCCCGUCACUACCUGAGGGCCAUCGUAUCGUCCCCCGUUCAGCUGACCAUCAACCACACGUACGACGUGGUGGGCGCCUACCAGGCGUUCGCCAGGGUGGUGACCACGGGCGACAUUUCGUCCGAGACGAGCGCCGGCCAGGCCAUCGAUGUCCAGGUCCCUAUCACCGGGUUCCGUGUGACUCUGGAUCCGGAGCACGUGACCACCAACAAUAAGACGAACGCCACCGUCUACAUGAAGACGGGAAGCUUUGUCACCAUCACGUUCGACUUCGGAGAGACGCAUCUGGGCGCCAAAAAAGUGGUUAUGGAGUCCGACAUAAUCGAAGACGGCGGCUGGUCGCACAUCUACUGGUACAAGCUGGGUGACCCGGGACCACGCUACGUGCUCAUCACUGCAGAGAACAAGUGGGGUCGGGAGACGUACCGCCACACGUUGUACGUGCAACGGGCUGUCACCGACAAAUGGUACCUGGUGGACAACGCGCCCGUCCUCUGGCCCAUUCCCGGUGACGUCAAUUUCACGGUGGUCUUCCCGGCGGGUGUACCGAUGCCCACCAUGGCCUCUGCCGAGCUGUACACUGGCGACGGGUUUGUGUUCGAGUGGGAGAUUCCCGAGGAGCGCGAGGCAGACGAGAUCUACGAGAUCGGCUUCAACAGGACAUACGAUAGCGAAGGAGGGUACCGCGCCACCCUCCGUAUCUUCAACCUGGCUUCAGAGUUCACGAUGACGAAUCGCGUUCCCGUGUGGGCCGAGAUCAAAAACCUCACAACAUCGGCCUACUAUCUUCCAUUCCUGCCGAUUGGUGGCGAAAUAUAUUCGACUGGCCAUGGUCCCGAGUACAACUCAUUCCCGAUCGAGAGAAAUGUGUCCUUCUUCCUGAACAUGACCCAGGGGAAGGUGUUCCAGUACAUUCUGGAAAUGGACAACGGGACGUUCCUCACGAACUCCUCAACGUCACCCGUCGACUACAUUUUCCCAGAGCCGGGGACGUACUCCGUCAGUCUGUACGGCUGGAACCCGCUGCAGGGAAGGUCUACCCCCAUCAACACGACCGUCAAAGUUCUGGAGUCGGCGGUGAACAUUAUCAUUGACGACUACCUGAUGGUGUCCGAGGCCAAAUCACCCAAGAUGUUCGAGAUCCGCAUGGCCUCGAUCGGCACAUAUGCCUGCCUCAUCUGGAACCCCGGCGACGGCUCCAAGCUGCAUGGCUUCGGUGACCGCGACACGUGCAGCGAUAAGUACGACGAUGGGUCCUAUAUCUACAGUAACGAGAUAAAAAAUCCCAUGCCAAUGACGUGGGUGUACAACCAGAAGGGCGAGUACACGAUGAGCGUGCACGCGUUCAACUUCCUCUCGGAGACGCGCUACGAGCUGCAGUUCACGGUGUCGUCCAUUCCGUGUCGGCCACCGGACCUUAUGAUUCGAGACAACUCCACAGAGUUCUGGAACCCCAAGGAAUUCCUUCGGAAGGAUCCCAUUCAGCUGUUCACCGUUUGUAAUCUCGACUGCAAUGCGUCUCUGGAUACAACCAAAACGUGGUCUGCUAUGAAAAUAAAUGAAUCAUGGGGGACGGAGAUGGAGUCGAUUGAUUUGACAUCUCUCAGCUCGUACCAAAAGUCGUUCCUCUUCUUCCCUGCGCGCUUCUUGGAAUACGGAACCUACAGAGUGGUGUAUCGACUGGAAAUAUCAGGCGAGGGCAUGGAACCCGGCCAGCCGUUCAUCAAGCGCGUGUUCUCGUACAUCCGCGUGAAGCGGUCGCCGCUGGUGGUGACGAUGCUGUCGGGCGGCAGCUCGGUCAUCCAGCGCGGAUACAACCAGAUGGUGGUGCUGGAGCCCGAGCGGUUCUCCAUGGACCCAGACUACCCGGAGGAUAAGAACCUGGACUACUCAUGGUUCUGCCGCCGGUUACCGGACGAGAGCCUGUCGCGCACCAAAGCCGGCUGGUUCCGGCACACGGAACCGCGCCAGAACCCCAUCAUGAACGCCACCGUGGAACUGUACGACUGGGUGUACGACAACGUCACCAAUGCGACGUACGAGGUGGAGCGGCCCGACCUGGGCGGCUGCUUCGGACAGGGACCCGGAAUGCUGAACAUCACCGGCGGCCGGCUGGAGUUGAACACGCUCCAGUUCCGCACCAACAACGUUACCUACGAGAUCAGCGUCCAGAUGCGGAAGGCGGACCGGAGUGACGGACGGAUGGCCACCGGCACCACGCUGGUCGAGGUCGUACCCGGCUCGCCGCCGCUCGUCACCGUCAGGUGUCAGGUGGAGGACAUGUGUCGCGUCACGGAGAGCGGCUCGAUCAUCAACCCGAGCUCACGGGUGGCUCUGGUCGGAUUCUGUGAGGAGCUCUGCGAGGGUGCUCUCCGCUGGAACUGGAGAAUUCUGUACAUACGAAACAAUACAGAGCAUCUGAUCAAGGACGGCGACAAAUACAUCAUCGGCGUCGGCAAACCGUCGGUGGCCAUCAAGAAGUCGCUGUACACAGAUUACUCUGAUGUGGUCGAGUUUAGGGUCAAGCUCCGAGUGAUGCGAGUGUCGGACGGUGAGACCGGCGAGGCCACCAUGUUCCUGCUGCUGAACCAGGCCCCCCUGGGCGGCACGUGCACGGUCACGCCGCCCGAGGGCAGAGUGGUGAACCUGCUGUCCCGCGGCGUCUCCGUCAAGGACUACGACCCAGCCACGGUACUGGCGACGGGCGGAGGCGCGUCAGCCGACAACGGGACCGCUACGGAGUCGGAUCUACCCAUUCCUGGAAGAGCGCUCAUUGAAGAUUGGUACGUUGAAUGCAAGAACUUCAAAGACCCGGAGAAGGACAGGAUCGGCAAAUAUCUAUUCUUCAUAAAACACCCGCUGCAUGAGUUUAUCCGUGUGAUGAAGUUCGGAAAGGAGCGAAAGGACAAGUUUGUGUUCCCAUACGGUGUCUGGGAGCUGUGGCUCACUAUCAACGACAACUACGGCGCCUAUCGAGACGUCUUCAUCGAGACCAUCAUGACCUCUGCGCCCACAAAGGGCGAGUACGCCGCCUGGGAGAUGAAAAAGGACAUCCCACGUGCGAUGGGUGAGGGCGACCAGCCGCGACUCAGCCAGCUCCUGAUGGCCAGGUCGUCCAUGCAGGACAUCGAGCUGCCCGACGACCCGACGGAAGCCACCACCACUCCGGCUUACGAGUAUUACGAUGAGUCCGUCGAGACAGAGACCAUGGAUCCCGAUGAGCUGCUGGAGAUCCAGGCAGAACAGGAGAGACAGAGGCUCGACGCGCUCAACAGCAAGGCGUCCGAGAACCGUCAGAUGCUGGGUCAGCUGGAUAACCUGAACCAGAACACGCUGGACGACUGCACCAUGGUGCUGGGCGCCACAGCAGCCAUCGUCGGCGACGGGAAGGCCGUCGACUCGACAGCCAAGGACCUGGCCAUCGACGCGAUCGGCGGAAAAUGUCUGCAGGAUGUGCUGCUCAAUUCGACCAUCAACGACCCGAAAGAGGCGGCCGGAAUGGCCACCAGCAGCCUGGGAUCCGUCACAGCCGUCGGCAAGGGUAUCGAUAACACCAAUCUGGACGGAGCAGUCGUGCCGUCGGACGUGGUAGAGGCUAGGCGGCGGAGGAGCACCGAUUACCCCGAGUACGAGGUGUGUGAGGAGGGUGAGGAGCCGCCGCCGCCCGAUCCUGAAGACCCGGAUGCCCCCACCUGCAAGACGCCCACGCAGCUGGCAGUCAUGGACCUGAAGCGGAAGGCGGCGCGUCAGGUGCCCACGAUGAUGGAGUCGGUGAAGCAGCUGCAGGAGAAACUGAUGUCGAUCGUGCUGCCCGGGGAGGACCCGUUCACCCUGAGGACCCCCGACGGACUUGAGAUGUCGCUCGUCAUGAUGGAGGGCUGGGCACUGGACGGUUACCGAAUGCGGCUGGGAGAGGCCGAGUACCAGUUCCCCAGUCUGUGCGCCAUCCUGCAUGAGGAGUCCAACUGCAGCGCUGCCUACAACAUGACUGUCGGCCUGCAGACCAUCAACUGGCCCACGCUGCUCUAUUCAUACGGCGAUGGUACGGAGGCGGUCAGUCGCGACUCGUCCAACCUGCAGCUGAAACUGGUCCAGCAGCUGCCGGGUACAAAUGAGCUCGAACAGGUGCCCGUGUACGACCUGCCCAGCCACCAGCGGGUGCGCAUCACCGUACCGCGAGGGAAGCAGGGAGAGAAACCCGUGCUGCCAGACCCGACGUUCGUGGAGCCGCAGCCGAAUGACCGGGAGUUCAUGGUGUACCACUCGUUCAACGUCACCCACCCGUACGUGGCCAUCAACGUGGAGGUGUCCGUGUCGCGACCGGACGCCCAGCUGGUGGUGUUCCUGAAGCGCGGCAACAAGCCCAACCUGACGCACUACGACUGGGUGUGGAAGGUGCAGCUGCCGGAAAACUUCACCGUGGAGGUAUCGCAAGAGCCAAUGGAAGAGCCGAUACCGAUUACGACUGCCGUCCCCAUGACAACGGUGCAAGUGCCGUUUUGCGAAGAACUGGAGGGUAUCAAUGCCACCAGAGGAACAAAUCAAACGUGCAUUCCUGGAGGAACAACCGAACCUCCCAUCAUCUGUGCCGAGGACCUCAUAACCACCGAACCCACAACGGCGGGACAAACCAUGGAAACCACCAUGUCACAGCUGAGCAUUGGCGACGGCGGCAGUGUCACAGAAGGCACAGUCGGUUCGGAGAUCAACACAACAACACCGGACGGACGCGUGUGUACCCCGGUGGUGGUGACAGCGACACCGCCCGACGGCGCAGCGCCCGAGCCGCGUCCCGUCGAGCCCACCAACUACAUAUCAGAAUAUGUCCGGCUCAGAGUCGUGCCGAACCGCGCGCUGGAGCCGUACGACCCGUACGGUAACGACUCGCUACUGUACUCCUUCCCGCUGUACGACAUCUUCAUACCCGACUGGUACGUGGACAACAUGACUGGUGAAUACUGGAUCGGCGUGGCCGAGUUCUCCAACACCACUGACGACGAGGAAUUCUUCGACGACCCGUUGUCAGUGAACCUGACCAUGUCUAACAUGACGCGGGUGUAUUCGACAAACUACACUGUACGGGUGUACACCUCGAGCUGCCUGUUCUACAACACGCUCAGUGACUCAUGGGACAGCGACGGGUGCACGGUGAUUGACGCCAACCAUAAGGCGACCAUGUGUACCUGCAACCAUCUGACUUCCUUCGGCUCAGGGUUCUUCGUAAUGCCCAACGCCAUCGACUUUGACUACGUGUUCGCUAAUGCAGGUUUUAUGGAUAACCUAUCGAUAUAUCUCACGCUGAUUAUCUCCUUCGCUAUCUACCUGAUUUUGAUGUUCUGGGCGAGAUGGAAGGAUAAGAAGGAUCUUCAGCAGAUUGGAGCCACGCCGCUGCCCGACAACCAUCCGAGCCAUAAGUAUCUAUACGAAAUCCUCAUCAUCACGGGCAGCAAAACCAACUCGGAGUGCGACAGCAAGGUGCAGUUCAUCCUGUCGGGCGAGCGGGACGAGACGGACGUGCGCACGCUGGCCGACCCGCAGCGUCCGAUCCUGCGCCGCUCGGCCACCGACAGUUUCGUGAUGGCCACGCCGCGUCCGCUGGGCCAGCUGAGCUACCUGCGCAUCUGGCACGACAACUCUGGCAAGGGCGGCGCCGCCUCCUGGUACCUCAACUUCAUGGUGGUGCGCGACGUGCAGACCGGAGAGAAGUGGCAGUUUAUCGCCAACAAGUGGUUCGCCGUGGAGGAGGGAGACGGACAGAUCGACCGUCUGCUGGCGGUGGCCGGCCGGGAGCAGAUGCUGCAGUUCCAGCACCUCUUCAACACCAGCUCCCGGAAGAACCUGUCCGACGGCCACCUGUGGUUCUCGGUGUUCAUGCGGCCGCCGCGCAGCCGGUUCACGCGCGUGCAGCGGGUCUCGGCCUGCAUGGCGCUGCUGUACCUCUCAAUGCUGGUGAACGCCAUGUGGUACGGCCUGGUGCCGCAGCAGCCGGGCACCGGCUCCAUCUCCUUCGGACCGUUCUCGCUUAGUCCGGAGCAGAUCGGGGUCGGCGUCAUGGCCAACCUGAUCGUGUUCCCGCCGUCGUUCCUCAUCGUGCUGCUCUUCAGAAAGUCGCGACCGCGGCGCCUCCACGAGAAUCGCGUCGAACAGGCCGUCAAAAAACAAAGAGAGGAACAGAUAAAAUCUGGGAAGUUCCAGGAUGAGCCGGCGAGGGCCAAAACGGCGAAAAGGACCGAAGACCCCUCAGAAAAUGGCGAAGAUGAUGAAGAUUCUAUGAGACCUUCUGCAAAAGCUCAGCCUAAAAAGAAACCCUUCUCCUUCCCAUGGUGGUGCGUGUACAUCGCCUGGUUCCUGACGUUCGCCAGCAUGGGCGCCAGCAUCUUCUUCCUCUGGGCGUACGGCAUCACGUUCGGCAACGAGAAGACCACCAAGUGGCUGACCUCGCUGAUGAUCUCGUUCAUCUCGUCCGUGCUGCUGACACAGCCCAUCAAGGUGCUCCUCACGGCGAUGUUUGUAUCGGCCGUCUGUAAGAAGCUCGACGACGGCCAUGACGAUAUUGAUGACGACGAAAAGGACCCAGAGCUACAGCCGGAUGAGGAGUGGAUGCACGUGCCACGUAAGAAGAACACCGACCGUAAGGUGAAGUACCAGCCGGUGGACCCGGCCAAGAUCGAGGCCGCCAAGCGGGAGCGACAGAAGGAGAUAAAAAUGUGGGACAUCCUGCAGGAAAUGGCCGCCUACGCCUUCUUCCUGUGGGUGCUGCUCACCAUCAGCUACGGCACGCGCGACCCCAACUGUUACCUGAUCCGAGAGUCGCUGGAGAAUCACUUCCUGCAGCCCAACGACUUCAUGCUAUCAUUUAAUGCGGUUCGAAACACGAGCCGUUUCUGGAAUUGGACUCGCUCGGUGAUGGUUCCCCAGCUGAAAAUCGACACAGACUACUCGGGACAAAAACCACGUGGCAAGGAGAAGAACCUCAUCAGCGACAGAGUCCAUCUGUUGCUAGGCAACGGGGUGAUGCGACAGGUCCGCAUCAGAGAGGAGAACACAUGCCGCGUACCUAAGGUGAUGCGGAACCUCACCCGCGAGUGCCACAAGUUCAGCAACUUGUUAUACGAGGAGAGCGGCGACUUUGGCCUGGGCUGGAACGCCUCUCUGGCCCACCGGCGACCGUUCAACCUGAAGGAGUACCGUCACAGGAGCGCCUCCAGCCUGGACUCGUACCCGUUCUGGGGAGACCUCGGCUGGUACGGCGGCGGAGGCUACGUCGUGGAGCUGAAGGGCAGUCGAGCUCGUCUUAUCAGCGAAAUGUGGCGGCUCCAGGAACAGCAGUGGAUUGACGAAAAGACCCGUGCCGUGUUCAUCGAGUUCUCGCUGUUCAACGCCCAGGUCAACCUGUUCGUCGGCUGCACAAUUGUCGCAGAGUUCGGACCGGAUGGCGGAAUAAUCCCAUUCUUCAAGUUCCAGCCGGUUCGUCUCCAAACUUAUAACUCUGGCUUCGGACUGUUUGUACUCAUUUGUGAUGUAACUUUUGUCAUCUUCAUUAUUUACUACACCGUGCGAGAGGUCAAGAGAGCGAAGAAGCAAAAGGGUCAAUAUCUGAACGACCCUUGGAACUACCUUGAACUAACGGUCAUCACUUUGGGGUACACCUCUGUUGUAUUCUACCUCUAUAGACUGUUUAUGGCGAAUCGAAUCAUGGACACAUUCAAGGAAACUCGCGGAAGAGGCUACAUUAAACUGCAAUUCGUCAACUACCUAGACGAGACCUUUGGAUACAUCAUAGGUUUCUUGGUCUUCUUUGGCACACUGAAGUUCAUCAAGCUUCUGAGGUUCAACAAGCGGAUGGGCUUCCUCACUUCGACAUUGAAACAGUGCGCUGGAGACCUAGUGGGAUUCAUUGUCGUCUUCGUAGUGAUUUUCGUGGCCUUCAGCAGCACCUUCUUCCUGCUGCUCGGAUCGAUGAUGGCCGACUUCACAAACAUUAUCGCCAGCGUGGAGGCUUCAUUCGCCAUGAUGCUGGGAAAGUUCGACUUCAUGGGGAUCUCGGCAGCCAACCGGGUCCUGGGUCCACUCAUGCUCUUCACCUUCACAAUCUCUAUGACGUGUAUCUUCAUCAAUAUCUUCCUGACGGUCAUCAUUAAAAGCUUCCAGGAGGUAAAACUGGAUCUGAUGAAGCAGGGUAACGAGUACGAGGUGAUCGAAUUCCUGGUGAACCGCAUGAAGCUGAUGACCGGUAUCGGAAAACCAAAACUGAACAACGUCGGGCCCCUGGCGCCUACUUCGACAGAUGAAUCGAAAAAGGAUCCGUCCAACCAGUUUCCCGAAAAGGUUGACCAGCUGCUGAACCACGUCAACGAUUUCUACUUUGAAGGGAAGAUGGACCUCAACAAUAAGUCGUGGCUGAAGAAAACUAUCAAAAUGGAGAAACAAGGUGCCAGCGAAUGAAUUCGGCAAUGAGGCUCAACAAGUGAGGAGCGUCGGCACUCGGCCUACAACAGAAUAUGACCGGAGAUCGAUAACACGGAAAAGGAACUGAGAAACACGCAUGACUAGGCUCGACUCGGUGAAAGCGGACAACGUGUGUAUUUGUGUCUUUUGUUUAGCAUCAUACCAUGUAAUCGAUACAAGUCAGAUGCAUAGAAUUCGCGUGUAGUUGGAAUCUAAUUCUACAUAAAUAUGUUUCCAGCGCUUUUGUUUGGUAUUACCA